Messenger RNA from Monosiga brevicollis MX1, 339 nucleotides. RefSeq lists its product as uncharacterized. Bases 1 to 339 code for a protein of 112 amino acids. The transcript is spliced from 2 exons. Lineage: Eukaryota; Choanoflagellata; Craspedida; Salpingoecidae. The record is from RefSeq and is a predicted model, not a curated record.
AUGCCGCUUCACCCUUUGACAGCAACAAUCACUCUCCAUCAAAGCGUUCCCUCCCCCGCUGCCACAGCUUCGCCGUCAAACGUUGACACAGCUCUCUCUCAAGCUCAAGCUCUCUCAAGCUCUCUCAAACUCUCUCUCUCAAGCUCUCUCAAACUCUCUCAAACUCUCUCAAGCUCUUUCUCUCAAGCUCUUUCUCUCAAGCUCUCUCAAGCUCUCGCUCUCAAGCUCUCUCUCUCUCAAGCUCUCUCAAAAUCUCUCUCUCCCUCUAACUCUCUCUCUCUGAAACUCUCUCUUCUCUCUGAAACUCUCUCUCUCUCUCUGAAACUCUCUCUCUCUUAG